This is a messenger RNA of Schistosoma mattheei, 4332 nucleotides long. The record is from the annotation of a GenBank genome assembly. NCBI's taxonomy places the organism in Eukaryota, Metazoa, Platyhelminthes, Trematoda, Strigeidida, Schistosomatidae.
AUGGAUUUUGUAAUUUUAAAGGUUAAUGGUCAAGAUCUUAGAAAUGCAACACAUGAACAGGCAAUUCAUGCUUUUCAAACAGCUAAAGAACCUAUUAUCGUAGAAGUUGCUCGUCGUGAUCCAAACGUUGAACUAUCACAAAAAUCUGCUCCAAAUUCGAAUUCUGGUCCUGUAAACAAUUUAGACAAUCAGAAUAAAUGUUCUGUUGCAAUUCAAACUGAUCCAAGUACAGCUGAGGCAACUUUGGCUGCGAUGGCUGCUGCCGCAUUAACAACCGAAGAUAUACGUACUGCACUUGGAAUAAGACACUCUGCUUUACCAACGAGUUUGGAGUGCAUCUACCAUCCAGAAUUUCCUGAUCUUGUGGAUAUAGUUGAAGAAGACGAUGAUGAUGACGAUGACGACGACGAUGAUGAUAUUGAUGAAGAUGACGAUGUUGAUAUCGAUGGUGAUGAUGAUGAAGUCGAUGAACAGGAUAAUAAUAAUAAUAAUAAUGAUCGAAUAAAAGAUGCUAUUACUUCAUCCAACGUGAACUGUGAUCCGAGAUCAGUUAACUGUCCAUGUUAUUCAAAUGAUAACAUAGAAUAUGAUGAAAUACCGGAUAUUCAAGAUAAAAGUAUAACAUUCCAAGAAGGAAAUGAUGGUGUCACUUGGGAUAUGAAAUUUAAUCAAUCAGAGAAUAUAUUGAUUAAAGAGGUUACAUUGUGUCGUAAAAAACCAGAUGAAAAAUUUGGUUUAACUCUUUGUUAUCGACAGGGUGAUACAUGCAAUACAAGUUGUAAUGUUUAUGUUGGUGAGUUAGAAUAUGAUAGUUUAGCUGCUCAAUGUGGACAAAUUAUUAAUGGUGAUCAAAUAUUAGGUAUCAAUGGUAAACGAAUUAAAUCAAGAGAACAUGUUAUUGAUUUAUUUCAACAAAGUAAAAAAAGGGUAACAUUAUUGAUUGCACGUGAAAAAUGUCAAACAUUAAAAGAGAAUAAUACAAUAAUCAAUAUAAAUUCAACAAUCACUAAGACAUUAAAUACAAUUCAAUCUAAUACAAUAAAAAAUGAAUCAAUCAAUGAAUUUUAUACAAAUAAUGAAUUAUCUAUAUCAACUAUCAAUAAGAAUUGUACAGAUUAUCCUGUUUAUAAACGACCUGAUCAAGAUUCUGGUAUGGGUAGAACAACUGAUGAAAGUGCACGUACAGAAGAAAGUUCAGAACAAGAAAUUGAUAAUGAUCAACAUCACCACCAUCAUCAAUACCAACAACAACAACGUACCAAUUUUAUUCAUGGAUUGGCACAAAUAACUAAAUUAACAUGUGAAAAUGAUCACUUAAACAAUAUCUCAUCUGGUAAUUCAUUAUCACAAGAUGCUACAUCAUUAGAUCAUAGAUUAACAAUUCCAUCAGAUGUAUUCAGUGAUUACGAUUCAAUUGAUCCAAUCGAUCAAGAACUUGUACAACUUGGACGUUUAAUGCAAUCGUUAGCGGUACAUUGUAGACAAUUAGUACAAGCUAAAUUGCAAUAUAAUAGAAUACAAUAUCCGUUAUCUAUUGUUGGUAAUUGUGCUAGUCAAUAUGAAGGAAAUGAUUCUAUUGUACAACCAAAAACAAUGUCAACGAAGAUGAUAACAUCAACGACAGAUUCAGGGAUCAAUUCAUCAUCCAUUUCAACAGCAACAACAACAACGUCAUCUUCAUCAUUGUUAUCGUCAAAAAUAUCAAAUCAACCAACAGAAAAUUGUUAUUAUUCAACUGGAAAUAAUAACUUACAAAAUACUAAAUGUAUAAUUAAUAAAUCUAAUGAAGGAAUUUCAAAUGGAUCACCAUUAUUAUCUACCAAAGAUAAUAGUCAUAAUAUGUCAACUAGAUUACCACGAAUGGGAACUCGAAUGGAACCAUCAAUAAUGGGUUCAAUUAGUUCAAAUGAUUCCAGUGGUUCAUUUCAUGAUAAAAAUUUAAAAAUGUCAGCCAUUACAACAACUGGAAAAUUAUCUCAUAGUCGAUUCCCAUCAAAUAUUAGAGAUCAUCCAGUUUCAUCUGAACUUCAUGAAUCACAAGCUCAACAACAACAACAACAACAAACUACAUAUUGUCCUGAUUCUAAUUCUAAAUUAAUCGAAUCUCAUUCAAUUUAUCCAGAUAAUUUAGAACAAAGUAGAUUAAAUGGUAGCGGAGAUACAAGUGCAUAUUGUACUAGUGAAAGUAGAAAAAGUCAAAAUGAUUCACCAAUGAAUAACACUCAUAAUUUUGUUAAUAGGAGCAGUGAUAUUCUUAACAAUAAUAAUAGUAUUAAUAAUGAUGAUCACGCUACAGGUAAUGGAAGUUUUACUGAUCAACGUUUCCAUUGUAUUACUACUGGUGGUAAUAAUAAUGAUAAUAAUACACAAUAUCCACCGGUAACAACACUAUCUAAUAGUGAUUACCCUACAAGAACUAUGAGUAGUUUACAUUAUAAUGGAAAUAGUUUAGGAGAAGGUAUAGCUGCCUCAUUGUCCGACUUGGGCGGUUCCCUGUUAUCUUUAUCUGCAGUUAUUCCUGAUCCACAUCAUUACCACCACCAUCGUCAUCACAGUCGUUAUCAGUAUAACUCCAGUGAAGUUAAUAAUACUAAUCAUCAUAUAACACCAAACGAUUCCUUUAGUCCAUCAUCCAAUUGGUCAAUUGAUGGGAAUUCACAAUAUACUACUCAUAAACCAUCUACAUCAACUUCAUCAUCAUUAAUUUCUGGUAGAAAUCAUAAUAAUAAAUCAUCAAAUGAACAAUUACCAUCAACAUCAGAUAAUAAUAUUAAUCAUAAUUUAGAAGUGAAUAAUUCAUCCAAUUACAAUAAUACAAGUAUAUUGAAUGAACAAAACCGUAAUGUGAACUUUGCAAAAGAUGUAUCUAUAAAAUCUAAUACAAAAGUUCAAAAAUCCAAUUUUUAUCAACAACAGCAACAACAUCACCAAAAAUUACCUAAUUCUAAUUUGAUUUCUGAACAUAAUCCGGAGAAAUUUCUAAAAGAAGAAAAAUCAUCUUUAUUAAUGAAUCAAUAUAAAAAUAAACAAUUACCUUUUAAUCCAUUAUAUCCUUUACCAAUAUAUUAUAAUGAAUAUUAUUAUCCAAUCAAAUAUAUAUCACCAAGGAAAUGUAUGACAACUACAUUAAAUGAACAAUUAUCAAAUAAUCAUAAUAAUAGUAAUAAUAGUAACAGUAAUAGUCAUAAUAAUAAUAAUAAUAGUGUAGUGACAACAAUGACAAUCACUAAGCCAAUACCAUCAAUGAAUAUUUCAAAUAAUAAAUUACAUUCAUAUGAAUUUUAUGAUAAUUUUUGUUGUUCAUUAACAAAUAAAACAAUAUUGAAUACAAAUAAACCAAAACAAUUAACAGUUCAAUCAACAACAACAGCAACAACAACAACAAUGGUUCAACCAUUGAAUGAAUUAAUGAAUAUGAAUAAAACAAAUAUAAUAAACGAAGAACCGGUUCUUUCAGAUAUUUACGAAACACCAUAUGCGUCUGUAACGAUACACGAUGAACCAAUCGGUGAUCAAUAUCCAAUGAAAGGUAUAUCAACAGAUCCAUGUAAUUCUAUUCCUGGACUAUCUAUGAAUAGAACAGAAGAUUGUUCUAGCCUCUUACCCAGGCCCAAUUAUCGGUCAUCUGUUCCAAUUAAUAAUAAUAAUAAUAAUUCAUCCUAUACCCAAUGUAUUGCUGACCAUGCUGAAUUGAUUAAAAUGAAAACAGAAAAUCCAUCACACCCCAGAUUAUUCAAUCCAUAUUUAUCUUCCAUAGGCUAUUUAGACUGUAUCACUAAUAAUCCUCUAGUUUAUCCUCAUCCAGCGUACACAUCAGCAACAUGUCAUUCUAAACAAUAUCAAAAUACUGCUGUCAACGCUUCUGUCAUUACUGGUGCUGUUUCUUCCUCAUCUUCUACUGCUGCCACAUCUACUAUUACAGCUACUGGCAUGCCUCUAUCUGGGCAAGUUUAUCCAAUGGAUAAUUGGAAUAUGAUGGAAUGGGUAGUUAAAAAACGUCCAGAUGGAACACGUUAUAUAACCCGACGACCAAUAAGAAGUCGAAUUCUUAAAGAACGAGCUAAACGAGUAGCUGAAGAACGAUCCGGUAUUACAACUGAUGAUGAUGCUAUGAGUGAAUUAAAAACUGGUCGUUAUUGGAAUCGUUCAGAACGUAAAAAACAAUUAGAAAAAGCUAGAGCUGAUAGAAAACGUAAACAAUUAAAUACAAUUACACGACAAAAUUCACAAGAUCAUAAUAAUGAAUUAAAAUUAUCACAUAAAAAUUUAUCAAAUUCUUGUUCUACCAGUAAAAAUGAUGAUACAACACUAGUUACUAUGACAACUGUGUAA